GCCACACUAGCUUAAAAACAGCUGUUCAUUGUUUUUGUCAGCUUGUGUAAUUUUAAAAAGUUUCGAUUGUGAAUAAAAUAGUUAAAUUUAGUGUUAAAAAUGCGAGGUGUAAUUAGUGGCAUUAAAAGCGCUGUGAGGGCAACCAAUUAUACACCAAUUGCCAAAAAUGUAGUGCCAUUUCAACGUUUUCGUUUGCCUGAAAUACGACAACUUUCAGUUGAGUCCUCACCGACUUGUUGGAAUUGCCAAAAUAAAUCGGCUUUGAGACAGAAUAUGAUAUGUUCUGACUGUGGACACUUGCAGGAUGUUGAUGCAGAAAUAAAUUACUUCAAACUGCUGAGCUUUCCCACCCAGUUUUCAUUGGAGUCUCAGAAGUUGACAAAAAGUUUUCGUCAGUUGCAGACCAUAGUGCAUCCUGAUAAAUAUAGUAAUAAAACAUCCCGCGAGCAAACCAACUCCGCGGAUUGGAGUUCCCUGAUUAACAAGGCCUACAAGACUCUUGCCACUCCCAUAGAACGUGGUCAGUACCUCCUCCAACUGGAGGGCGAACAAAUGCCCCAGGAUAAUAGCGCCCUUAACAAGGAAUUCCUUAUGGCCAUGAUGGAACGGAAUGAAGAGGUGGAGGAUGCAGAGGACACCAAAACUCUGGAGGACUUAAAUGCCCAACUCAUCAAGGAACUGGAGGGAAUGUCCCAGAAGUUAAACUCCCUGUUCGAAAAGAAAGACCUUCAAGGAGUCAAGGGAACCCUUGUGGAGAUGAAGUACCUCCUGAGUAUUCAGAACAGCAUCAAACAGAAGCAGCAAAGUUUGCUGGGCAGCUGAGUAAUCACUAAUCGAUCUGCCUAUCGGUUCUGAUCACGCACACAAGUCCACCUGUUGCUAUCUAUCAGCUGUUUAGUAAACAAUAACACUGACUUCGUUUGUUUUAUAAUGUGAAUAAAAAUCGCGAUACAGCA
Molecule: messenger RNA, 956 nt
Organism: Drosophila suzukii
Lineage: Eukaryota; Metazoa; Arthropoda; Insecta; Diptera; Drosophilidae
Gene: Hsc20
Product: iron-sulfur cluster co-chaperone protein HscB-like protein, mitochondrial
Biological process (GO): protein complex oligomerization; [2Fe-2S] cluster assembly
Cellular component (GO): mitochondrion
Molecular function (GO): ATPase activator activity; protein-folding chaperone binding
Source: RefSeq, a predicted model, not a curated record